CCUUAUCCAAAUUUGAUCUGCAAGGAAGUUAAACAAGAGGCCAUCCACGGGGAAAAAAAAAUAAACUAAACCACAAGGAAUCUUAUAGUGUGUACCUGUUUGGUUUUCAAGAACUUCCUUUUCCUUCCGCUGUGAUUGUCAUCCCAACACAACUUCUUUUCUUCCACAGCUCAAUUCCCCAAUAUCCAUGCUUCAGGUUUUCCUUUGAGGAUGGUUCAAAGAAAGGUGCCCAGCAAGCUUGGUAUCCAAGCUGAUCAUAUUAAUUCAGAGAAGCGGUUGGGAUGCCUAAAACCAUCAUCUUGUCAGCACCAGGAUGGCAAGAAUAAAGGAACUGACUUGAAGAAAAAAAUGAAAAAGUCAAGAUCAAUUAAGCUAUCAGAUAUUGAGAGCCUACGAUCAUCACCUUCGAGGAAAACCAUUUCGCAACCUGGAAAACCACCUCCUCUCAAUGUUCCAGCUGCUGCAGCAACCCCACAGAAGAAGUCUAUGAUCAAAGCCAUCGAUGGAUCACCAAACUACAUGAAGUCCACCAGCAGUUCAGAGGCAAAAAAGGAGGGUUCUCAGGUGAGUUUCCGGAAUGCUCAAACUGGUUCAGAUAGCAAGACUCUACGUAGAAGAUGUUCAUUUGGUUCAAAGUUUAGCUGUGGUUCUUGUAAUAAACCUGCUAGAACUCUAGCAAGGACGUCUAGUUUGAAGCUGGUGUGGACUUUAACAAAAUCUCCUAGCUUCAAGCCGGCUAGAACUUCAGCCAAAAAAUGCUCCAGCGUUGCUCUAUAUACAGAUAUGAAUGUAAAGAGAGCUACCUGUUCUUCGACUUUAAAGGAUUCAAAGUUUCUCGCUUAUCUUAUGCUUAAUCCCGGGGGAACUGAGUCUGAAGGAACUUCAAUUAUAAAGGUCUGCCCAUAUACUUACUGUUCCCUUAACGGUCAUCACCACAAUCCUUUGCCUCCAUUGAAAUGUUUCUUAAAAGCAAGGAGACGUUCAUUGAAAACCCAGAGAAGCAUGAAGAUGGGAGCUUUGAGCCCGCGUAGACUAAAGCCUUCUGCUGAUGGCACAGUGGAAUUCGAUAAAGAGCAGGUGGUUUUUGGUAAAGAGCCUGCAAGCAAUGGAGUAGAUUUGGUUAACUCUUCUAUGUCUCCUUUGAUGCAAGGAGGGGCCAUGGAUUUUUUUAUUGAAAUCUAUGGAAAAAGCAAAGGAAAUGAUGUUGAAGCAACCGAAGGAAGCACACAAAUGAACGCCAAGGGAGUGGAUGAUUCUGGAUGUGGCAAUGAAACAGCUCCAGCGCAUGACACCGACAAGCCAGUUUCAGAAAGUUUACACGAAGGUUCACCGCACUCUGACAUUGAUUUUGACGUAAAUCGUGAACAUUGCAAUGAAAUUAUUUCGAAAUUAGAUAUCACAGAAAACCCUUAUGAAGAGCUCAAACACAACAGCGUGGAUGAAGAGUCUAGAGGAAUUUUGGUUAAAGAAGAAUCAUCACCGAACUUUACUGAUGGUGAUAAGCAGGAAGUCGUUUCAAGUGUUGAUGGGGACCAUACUUUGUUUGAAGUUAUUGCUAUGGAGUGGGAGGAGCGGCAAUUUUCUGCUUCAGAGCCCGGCGAUGAAGCCCAUUCUUCAAUGGAAUCUUAUGAUGAAUCUGAUUUAAACAUUGGGGAAUCGUCAGAAAGUCAUAGGAAUAACUUGCUUGACGAAUUUGUGAUCAGCUCAGAUGAAAGUAACAGCAACAUCGCUGAGAUUCUGGAUGACGGAGCAGAAAAAGUCUUUGAAGAAGAUGUUGCAUGCAUUGAUACAUGCAGCCAGGUAUCAGAAACCUUAUGUUACGACCAAGUUUCCUCCCCUGAAGAGAUGUUUGAGGUACUGGUAGCCAUGGAAGAAGAAGAGGAAGAAGAAAACACUGAAAUAGAUUCGAUAGAGAUUGUCACAACUCCAUCUUCAAGAGAGGAGUUAUAUGAGGAAGCAACAUCAGGCAAGGGGAAAAUGCUGGAGAAUGGAGUUCCUGGAACAGUUAAUGAGGUUUCUGAAACAGAUUCUCCACUAGAAGUUCCUGAAAACAGCUGCAGCAUUGAUUUGAAAGAUGAAGCUUUAGAAUCAACCGAGCAAUUUCAGCUUCACUCAUUUGAUAAAUUGGAAAAAGAUAAAACAAAUGAAGAUUAUAAUGUAAUCCAGAAGCCAGGGGAUUCAGAAGCAGAUCAGACAGUCACCAUCAGUGAUUUCUGUCCAGAGAAGGAACUUUCAUGUGGCGAAGCGGGGAAAGUAGCUGAUGCUGAAUUGUUGAUUGGAAUCCAUGAUUCAUCUCAUGUUUUACCUAUGGCUGAUGAAGAUGAUAAUAAUGAGGUAGGAGACAACCAAAACAACCAAAUUUCAACUCAAGAUACUGUUGAUGAAAGCCUUUUUACCGAGAGUCAAGAUCACUUGUCAGAUGGCCAACAUGAUAACACACAUGUUGUUGACAAUCAGAGCAUCCUAGAGGAAGACCAAGAUGAAGCUAAGUACAAAGUCCCUACUUCCAUGGACUCAGAGGAGCAGAACGGUUCAACAAUGAUGCAUAAAACUAGUUUAGCUGACGGCUGUGAAGAAGUUGGGAAAAUGGAAUUGGAGGAUAACUCUACUCCUGUGUUGGAUGUGGCAGAAACGUUCCCUUCAGCAAGUGAUAAAACUAGCCACAAGCCAAGAAGCAAGUUCUCCUUCACUAGAAGCAAUGCUAAGGAAGAACCGCCUGACAACCAUAACGACAGAAAGUGGACAAUUAGAAGCAAAAGACAUGAAGAGAUCUAUAAGGAACCAAGGAAAUUCAACCAACGAGAGCCAAACUUCCUGUCUGUUGCUCCAGAGCUAGAUGCAGAAAAGGUUGAUCUCAGGCAUCAGAUGAUGGAUGACAGGAAAAAUGCAGAGAAAUGGAUGCUCGAUCAUGCACUCCAACAAGCUGUCAACAAACUUGCUCCAGCUAGAAAGAGGAAGGUGGCAUUACUUGUUGAAGCCUUCGAAACAGUCCUGCCAAUAACUAAAUGUGAAACUUAUUUGAGGCAUAUUUCAACAGGCUUUGCCCAUGGCGGACCCAUUCAAGCUUGUAACUGAUUGGUUUUGUUGAGGAUAUGACCAGAUGGAAAUAACUUUGGCAAAUUAUACCUGCAAUCAAUCUAAGGAGUAGAAAGCAUCAUCACCAUAGCAAGAGAAGGCCAAAAUUUUUAAACUACACUUUCAAUAGGGCAACUAACUAGUUGUCAACUGUUGAGAAGCACUGCAGAUACAGCAACUUAUAAUCUGCAAAAGGAGGCAGUUUCUCCUAAAUUAUGUGGGUGAAGCGCGAGUGAAGGACACCUAAUUCAACUAUUAGAAUUUGUGAAGUGUUUUAAACUGGAUCAUUUGGAGGUAUUUUAUGUUUAUGUCUAAUGUUAUGUACUGAUAAUCAUACAAGAAUUGUCAUUUAGAGGUCUAUUAUGUGUAAUGUUAUGUUGAGCUACAAUUAUCAUGCUAGAGUAUAACUGUUACUAAGAAUUCACGUACAAGAGUAGGAACAUGGAUGUUCAGUCUUUAAAAGUGUAUUCAAACAUUAAUAAGCAGGUUCCUUAAUAUAAUCAUUAUCGCCUAUAUCAUUCUUCUUGUGC
Molecule: messenger RNA, 3605 nt
Organism: Durio zibethinus
Lineage: Eukaryota; Viridiplantae; Streptophyta; Magnoliopsida; Malvales; Malvaceae
Molecular function (GO): calmodulin binding
Source: RefSeq, a predicted model, not a curated record